GUGUGUGAGCAGCAGGUGGUGUGCGGAGCGCCAAACCCAAACUUUACGCACCGUGCGGCUGCCUCACCUUCACGUUUCUCUUUCCCUUAGUGGAUUAACACCUGAGCAUCAACUGCUGCCUUUCCCACCCGACCACAAUGGAUUAACGUUUUUCCAGGGAGUCAUGCUCGCAUUCUCGGCUCAUCUUAAGUCGCGCGGCGGGGUCUUUGCAGGGAACCGAUCCGACUUGGAAGCCCUCCAUUCCCGUUUCCGCAUUCCCGCAGCCACCGUGCGCACUGCAGGCGUGUAGCUCAAAUCCACGAUCUCAACGAGAGAGAAAAAACCGGUUCCUCCGGCUAAUCUACCCAACUCUUGCUGGCGGUGCAUUAUGUGUCCAGCCAGAGGAACAGAGGGAAAACGGAGGACUGAACGGCCGGUGACUGUAGGCUGUGAACGGCCGUUUUCAGCCUGAAGCGCGUCUUAUUGAUCGGUGUUACGGUAAAACCUGGAAUAACCCCGCCACGCUCGUUCGUGUCCCGGGAUGGAGAGUUGCUGUCGCUGCUGUAUGCCGUGUUUAAGCCCCCUCUGGAACUACAUUUGGCCCGAUCCCCGUUAUCCAUAUGUCUCCGACAACAACCAUGUCAUCGCCAACCCGGCGGCGAUGGAGAUCCCAACCGUGUCCGGUGAAAUCCGCGUCCCGUCGCCCAAGAGGCGGCCGGUGCAGCUUUACGCGGCGCUCUUCGACUUCCAGGCCCGCAGUGACGACGAGCUGACGGUGAAGGAGGGGGACAAGUUGUCGGUGAUCGAGAAGCGGGGGGAGUACGUGCUGGCCCAGAAGCUGACCGGGUCUCAGGGGUCCGGACUGAUCCCGGCGAACUACGUGGCUCUGCUGCAGGACGAGUUCGCCAAAUACAAGUGGUACUACGGGAACAUAAACCGCGUGAAAGCUGAGAAACUGCUGCUGGCCUCCCAAAACAAAGAUGGCUCCUUCCUUGUUCGCAUCAGUGAGAGUCACAGUGAUGAAUACACAGUCUCCGCCCGGAGUGAGGGGAAGGUGUCCCAUUUCCGGAUCCAGCGAUCCUCCAUCGGCGCAUACUUUGUGUCGGAAAACGUCUCCUUCGCUACGCUGGGAGAACUGAUCUCGUACUACCAAAAAAACGGCCACAGCCUGGGAGUAUUGCUGGUGGAGCCCUGUGCCCAGCAGCGGGAGCUGUUUGACAUGGAGCAGUGGGAGACACCUCGAGAAGAGUUCAGACUCCACAAGAAACUGGGAGAGGGACAUUUUGGAGAAGUGUGGGAGGCUGUGUGGACCACAAAGAACAAGAAAGUGGCCAUAAAGACACUGAAACAAGAGGACAUGAAGCAGGAUGAGUUUGUGAAAGAGCUUCAGGCGCUGAAGACCCUCCAUCACCCGAAGCUGAUCCAGCUGUUGGCCAUGUGCUCCAGAGGAGAACCGGUCUACAUCGUGACGGAGCUCAUGACCAAAGGAAACCUCAAGUCCUACCUCGCCUCUGCUCAAGGCCAGAUGCUGAAAUCAGCUCAUCUGAUCUACAUGGGCAGUCAGAUUGCAGAGGGCAUGGCCUACCUGGAGGACAGAAAGAUCGUCCACAGAGACCUGGCUGCCAGGAACAUCCUGGUGGGAGAAGAUCUGGUCUGCAAGGUGGCCGACUUCGGUCUGGCUCGGAUUAUUAAGGACAGCGUGUAUACGGCCAGUAAAAACACAAAGAUCCCGGUUCGGUGGACGGCUCCAGAAGCGGCACUUCACCAGCGGUUCUCUGUAAAAUCAGAUGUCUGGUCUUUUGGGGUCCUGCUGUAUGAGAUGAUGUCACGCGGCAAGAUGCCUUAUGAAGGAAAAAGCAACAAGGAAGUGUUGGACCUGUUGUCAUCAGGGUUUCGGCUGCCUUGUCCAGCCCGUUGUCCUCAAGUUAUUUACCACAUCAUGAUUGAGUGCUGGGCCCCUGAGCCCUCCAAGAGACCCUCCUUCCACGCUCUGUACAGCCAGCUGGAUUCAAUAUAUACCAAGAUAUAUUACAAGACUAUAGAGGUGUAGAAAGAGGGAGAAAUGGAGGAAGACGAGGCGCAGAAGCAGAAUGGACUGCAAAAAUGAAGACAGAAAAGCGGGGAUGAGAAAUAAUGAAUAUUCUCCUACCCCAUGUAAUCUACUUCCACAACAGGGUAUAUGUACUUAUAAAACACCAAGGUGUGAAAGGACAGAGGGAGGAGAGCAUUAAAAGCGGACAGAAGUGAGAGAAGAUGCUCAUCAAGUCAAAGAAGAAGGACGGGAAAUUAGAGUUCCUCUAAUUGAAAGCAAGACGGACAAAUGAAUGAAGUAGCCUGAGAAAGGUGUGUAAAUACACUUAUCAAAAAAACAACUUCCACUAAAACCCUCAGCACAUUCACAGAACAGACUCUUUUUUUUAAUUUUAUACACUUUUGUGUUUUAUAAAUAAUAUUUUAUUACUUCUGUAUGUGCCAUGUCUGGGUAUGCACACUUCGAAAAGUUGUGAAAUCACUGGCUAGGACUUAAAUCACUCAUUUGUCUUUUGACUGCAAAGACAGGGCUCAAAUUGAGGUUGUGUGCAAUAAAGUAAGUGCUUGCUGGGUUUUUUAGCCACGCUAGCAGCUUGGUGCCAGAGAUGCUAAUAUGGAUGCUGUCGGUCCAAAACAGAUUUAGAUGAUUGCUGUGAUAUUUGGUACAGAGCUUCGUGUUAUCUAAUUGUCUGAUUAGAUAAUCUAACAAUUUUGGUGAUCCCAAUGUCCUCUUGUCCUUGUUUCGAGUAUCUAAUCAUGAAGUAAUAACCAAAUUCCCAUCGGCAUUAGCUGAACCCUGAGGUUAAACGAUAGAUCUAAGCUAUUUCAGAAUGAUCACAGCAACCAAUAACUCUUUCGUUCUACAUAUAGCAUGCGAGCAAGACAGACUUCAAAUAUAACUUUUAAAUUUAUAGUGUGACAUUUUGGAAUAGACACAUUAUUGACGCUAUGUAACAUUAGAGUCUUCCUGUAUUGGAGACAGCCUCUAUGGACGUUUCAUUAGCUAAUGGCAGAGGAGAAGAGACCGAAGAUGACGAUGACAGAAGAAGCUAAGGAAAGAAAAAUAGAGUUACCAAGAAAAGUCAAACGGAUGUGGGCGAACACGGCAAGACAGAUGUAAACCAAAAAAAGUUCACUACGCCCGGCCCAAGCUCCCAGGAUCAGAGCUGGGCUGUGAGUCAAGUGUGGUUGACAAGAAAAGGAGCGUCACAACUCCCCCAAAACCUUUUUUUUUUUAUUAAAUCAAGUCCUAUAAUAUUUGGAAAGUCAAGAAGAGCUGUAUGAUGCCAACAGGAAGUCAGCCGCGUGGCUGGAGAAGGACUUAUGGCAUGCUCUAUAAGCCCAAAAAUGUUAGCAUGUUAGUUUGCUAAAGUUUAGCAUGUAUAACACACUAAAUUUGGGGGGUGCUGAUCAUUAGCAUGUUAAUACAUUUAGUACAGCUUAGACUGAUUAAAAGAUAAACCAGGCUGAGUCUGAGAUGUCCUAAAAUGGCCACUAUUCAGAGGACGCAAUGACAUCCUCGGGACAACUCGGCUCAACACUUUAUAAAAGAGUCAAAGUUUCCUCUUUCCUCUUUAUUUUUUAUCCACCAGUUUUAGUUUUCUGGCCUCAUGGGCCCUCUAGCGUGGCUAUACACCGUUGAGUCUUAUUAACCACAAGCAUAAAGUAUUUUAUUCAGCCUACCUUCUGUUACAGGGAUUUGAGAAGGUUUUGGCUGCAUGUUACUUAUCUAUUACGUCUGGAUACAAGUUUCGUUAGAAUAGUGUGGGGAUUUUUUUAAUCCUCCUAUGAUACAUUUUUGGUUUUGGCUUGAAAAGCCAGUCAGCCAUAGUGGCACGUGUACAAACCUUAAAGUUAUUAAACCUCUUUUAGAGGCUUACAGUAAUUGCCAGUUAUAACUAGCGUGCCUAUGUUUACACUGCAGACUCUGUCCACACGAUACACUUCCAAAUAAAUGUAACUUAUUAAAUAACUUUAAAGAGAACCCGAGGCAGAAAGACCUUUCUCAGUGAUAUCCAGAAGACUCUUUUAAAAGGGGGGGGGGGGUUUGUGCACCAUAAAAUUGUACAACAAUGUUGAAAUGCAAUGCACUUUGAGAACAAUGCAACUUUUGUCUUUUAUGCAUGACAUUUAUAGCAGACAAAGCCAAUUUCAGGAAACUAGCCAUAAUCACCAAAUCACAAGAGUGAAUUUCAUGUGUUGGGCUGUGUGCCAUGAGGUAUCAAACAAAACACCAGUAGUGUAAAGAAUAAAAGUAUUUUAAGUAUUGUUUUGAAA
Messenger RNA from Micropterus salmoides (largemouth bass), 4287 nucleotides. Its product is annotated as tyrosine-protein kinase Srms. Gene Ontology annotation, cellular component: extrinsic component of cytoplasmic side of plasma membrane. Gene Ontology annotation, molecular function: non-membrane spanning protein tyrosine kinase activity; signaling receptor binding; ATP binding. Gene Ontology annotation, biological process: cell differentiation; cell surface receptor protein tyrosine kinase signaling pathway; innate immune response. Lineage: Eukaryota; Metazoa; Chordata; Actinopteri; Centrarchiformes; Centrarchidae. The coding region runs from base 521 to 2029 and encodes 502 amino acids. The transcript is spliced from 8 exons. The record is from RefSeq and is a predicted model, not a curated record.